Messenger RNA from Apiotrichum porosum, 3972 nucleotides. RefSeq lists its product as uncharacterized. Gene Ontology annotation, biological process: nuclear division. The transcript is spliced from 2 exons. The record is from RefSeq and is a predicted model, not a curated record. Gene Ontology annotation, cellular component: cytoplasm; nucleus. Lineage: Eukaryota; Fungi; Basidiomycota; Tremellomycetes; Trichosporonales; Trichosporonaceae. Gene Ontology annotation, molecular function: mRNA binding. The coding region runs from base 1 to 3972 and encodes 1323 amino acids.
AUGGCUCUUUCCGCUGCUGAACUCCAGAAGCGCCACCAGCUCGAGGGUGCUCCUGACCCGUUCCCGUCGCUCGGCGGUGCUCCCUCCCCGGCCCGUCCCAAGGCCGCGGCGGCCUCCGCUGGCGUCCCCUCGAACGGCGCUGGUGCCAGCAACGGUGCUGGCGCCGGCAACGGUAACGGUCUCGAUGCCGCCUCAGAGGAGGCGUUCCCCUCGCUCGGCGCUUCGUCUGGCCCUGCCCAGAACAUUGCCCGUCCCGCCAUCUCGGCGUGGGCGUCCAAGCCCGCUACCGUCAAGGCUGGCAAGAAGACCGCUGCCGGUGCUGGCGGUCUCGGUCGUGCCGGCCAGGCCACUGCCGCGAGCCACCCGUUCACCGAGACCUUUGCCAUCCCCGCCAACGAGCUCGCUACCGGCAAGGUUGUCCAGGAGACGAUGAAGAAGGUCGCCGACCAGACUGGCGCCGUCGUCGAGUCGUCUACCCAGAUGUCCACUGGCCUCAAGCAGUUCCACAUCAAGGCCGCCGACGCCAAGCGCCUCGCUCUCGCGCGCCAGAUCAUCGAGCGCGGUCUCUCCAAGCCCGUCGUCCUCGAGGUCGAGGUCCCCAUCACCACUAUCGGCACUAUCAUCGGUCCCAAGGGCGCCACCUUGAAGUCGAUCACCGACGCUACCUCGACCAAGAUUGACAUUCCCCGCCGCGACACCCUCCCUGCCUGGGACCCCCGCGAGCAGGGCAACGCCAACGGCGACGACGGUGACGACUCGGAGGACGACGACGCCGAGGAGCCCCAGGUCACCAUCACCAUCUCGGGUACCUCUGCCGCCGCUGCCGACGCCCGCACCCGUCUCCUCGGCCUCAUCUCGCACAAGGUCUCGCAGGCCUCCACGUCGAUCAAGAACAUUCCCUCCAAGUACUACCCCUUCAUUGCCGGUGCCCACGGUGCCAACGCCCGCAAGCUCGAGGAGGAGGUCGGUGCCGGCGAGGUCAAGGUCCACGUGCCCCCUCCCGCUGUCUGGAAGCAGAUCCAGGCCGACGACGACGAGGACGACUCGACCGCCGCCGCUACUGCUGCGUCCGCCAACCUCAAGGACCGCGACCUCACCAUCAAGGUCAAGGGUGACAAGGAGAAGGUCAAGCUCGUGGUUGCCGAGAUCCAGCGCCAGUUUGAGUCGCUCGUCUCGAGCCUCAAGGAGUUUGGCAUUGUCGUCCCCAAGCGCCAGCACCGCUACCUCACCGGUGACGCUGCCAACGACAUUCUCGAGAAGACUGGCUGCAUCAUCGACCUUCCCCCUGCCAACGACUCGAACGAGCAGGUCAUGAUGCGUGGCCCCCAGUCGGGCCUCCUCAAGGCCAUCGAGCUCGCCAUGUCCAAGGCCGAGGCCGUUGCCGUCGAGACUGUCGACGCCGUCGCCCUCUCGGGUCUCCACUCGAACCAGCCCCUCCCGCACGCCAAGAAGGUUGCCCGCUUCCUCCAGCGCUCGUCGCGCCUCAAGAACAUUGCCGCCGGCUACAAGGGCGUCAAGAUCUACGCUCCCCGCCCCGCGGCCGUCGAGGCCACUGGCAAGGUCGUCAUUGAGGUUGUUGGCGAGGACAAGGCCGAGGUCGUCAAGGCCCGCGACGAGGUCGUUGCCGCCGUCAAGUCGGUCCCUCCCGCUGCCACCACCACUGUCGAGAUUGACCCCGCUGUCCACUCGCUCCUCAUCGGCAAGAAGGGUGCCAAGAUUGCCCAGUUCGAGUCGGCCAACUCGGUCACCACCGUCUUCCCCCCGGCCGACGAGGAGUCGUCCGAGGUCCACCUCGUCUACACCGGCACCGACCUGCCCGCUGACAAGAAGGCCCGCGACGCCAAGCUCAAGGAGGGUGUCGCCGCCGCUGCCACCGCCCUCACUGCGCUUGCCAAGGACGCUGCCGACGUCAAGACCGAGACCCUCACCGUUGACAAGAAGUGGCACCGCGCCAUCAUUGGCACUGGCGGCACUGUGCUCAACGCCCUUAUUGGCGAGGACGCUCUCGUCCACGUCCGUGUCGGCUCUGGCCAGGGCAAGAAGUCGGACGACGACGAGAACACUGUUGUUGUCCGCGGCCCCUCGGGCGAGGUCGACCGCGUCGUUGCCCAGAUCAAGCAGAUUGUCGAGGACGCCAAGAACGACGACAUUAUCAACGGCUACACUGUCGAGUUUGACGUCGACAAGAAGUACGUCCCCCACCUUGUCGGCCAGUCUGGCUCGGCCAUCAACAAGCUCCGCGAGACCCUCGGCGUCAAGGUCAACUUUGACGACGAGGCCGAGACCAAGAAGGGCAAGAAGCCCCUUGCCCACUGCAAGAUUGUCGGCCGCAAGGAGGCCGUCGACGAGGCCAAGCGCCGCCUCGACGCCCAGAUUGAGAAGCUCGAGGACGAGACCACCGAGAUUGUCAAGAUUAAGCGCGAGAUCCAGCCUGCCCUCAUUGGUGCCGGCGGCAAGUACGCCAUCCGUCUCGAGGAGAAGUACGGUGUCAAGCUGUCGUUCCCCCGCGACGGCAAGGACGGCAAGGACGGCAAGGAGGUCAAGUCGGACGAGGUCACCAUCCGCGGUGGCAAGAAGGGCGUGGCCUCCGCCAAGGCCGAGCUCCUCGAGGCCGCUGCCUUUGAGGCCGAGUCCCGCCAGGAGCUCACCUUCUCGGUCCCCUCCAAGGCCAUUGCCUUUAUUGUCGGCAAGUCGGGUGCCACUAUCAACGCCAUCAAGGACGACACUGGCGCCCAGAUUGACAUUGACAAGGCCGCCGAGGGCGCCACUGCCAAGGUCACCGUCCGCGGUGACAAGAAGGCCAUUGCCGCCGCCAAGGCCUCUGUCCUUGCUGUUGUCGAGCAGUUUGGCGACGAGGUCACUGUCAACAUGACCGUCGACCCCAAGUACCACCGUACCCUCAUUGGCCAGGGUGGCCAGAAGCUCCGCGACCUCAUUGCCUCGUGCGGCGGUCCCGAGGAGGGCUUCAAGCAGGCCGGUCUCGUCACCUUCCCCCGCCCCGGAGACGACACCAACGACCAGGUCCGCCUCCGUGGUGACGCCAAGGUAGUCAAGAAGAUUGAGGCCGAGCUCGAGAAGCUCAUUGCCGCUCUCAAGUCGACCCUCACCUGGGGUGUUGUCGUCCCCGCCGCUGGCCACGCGUCCAAGAUUGGUCGCGGCGGUUCGGCCCUCCAGGACCUCCAGCGCAAGACCAACACCACCGUCCACUUCCCCGGUUCGCGUCAGUACAACUCGAUUGGCGAGGUCGACAACAAGGACGAGCUUGCCGAGGCCGACGCCGCCGACAUUGUCAAGGUUAUCGGUUCCAAGGAGGCCAUUGCCAAGGCCACCGAGCUCCUCCAGGUGCCCGCUCCCGAGCCCCGCGGCGGCAACCGCCAGCGUGGCGGCAACGGCGACCUGCCCACCCGCACCGUCGCUGUCCCGACCAAGUACUACCACGCCGUCGCCGAGCAGCAGAACCUUAUCCGCCAGAUCCGCUCGGUUGGCGGCUUCCUCGUCAUCCCCACCCCGGCCCCGGCCAAGGCCGUCCUCCGCCCCACCCCCGGUGCCGGCGACGACCUCGCUGCCAAGACUGCCCGCAUCGACCUCGACGCCUCGGACGACGCCGAGGCGCCCGAGGGCGAGUUUGAGCUCCGCGCAAACUACGAGGGUGCCGACGACUCGACCCUCGACUGGAUCGUCCGCGCCAAGGAGGAGGACCUCGACAAGGCCGUUGCCGUGCUCGACAAGGCUGUCCAGACCGCCGCGGCCGCCACCCACGUCGGCCUCCUCACCGGCCUGCCCCGCUCGGCCUUCCCGCGCAUCAUCGGCUCCAAGGGCGCCACCAUCUCGCGCCUCCGUGCCGAGACCGGCGCCGACAUCACCGUCGGCAAGGACGACGACCUCAUCACCAUCACCGGCGACGAGGAGAGCGUCAACCAGGCCAAGGAGGCCAUCCUCUCCAUCGUCACCCGCCAGGGCAGCCGCUUCUAG